GUAUGUGUGAGAGAGCAGCACAGACCGAGAGAGGUGGACAAGUGUGUGUAAGCGGAGUGUGAGUGCGAACCACCGGGGGAUCCUGAGCCUGGAGGGGAGCCUUGUAAUGAGAGAGGGGGGCUCUUCUGCCCGUGGAUGUAUGCACCACCAGGACAGUGUUAUUUGCAGGCGAGCGUAUGUGUGCGCGUGUGAGAGACAAGUGAAUGUGGGCAUGCCAGCAGCAGCGGCAGUGCGCGUGUAUGUGUAACAGUGUCGUCGAUCAGCGUCGGGCUCUUCGCGUUUUGCAGCCGGCGGUGCUCAUCACACUUUGAGGACUGACUCAUCUAGACCCGGCUUUGGAAAGCAGGAGAACGGAGGAGGAGUGAGAGUGGAGGUAGUCGUGGGAAAGACGGAUGGAUGGGAAGACAGGGACUCAGUUUUAUGCUUUUGAAUGCUGUGGAUUCCUCUAGACCAUCUGAGGGUCUAGUCAUUUGUGGGACGCCAGUAGCCCCAGUUAUCUACCCCGCCACCGCUGCCGCCACCACCACUUCCCUUUCAAAUUGGAAUUGCAGACACACAGCCAGACAGGUUUCCCGAAAACUGCCAAAGACCACCACAGAAGAAAAACGAAAUCUAACCCACCCCUAAACUACAUCUGACUUGAAGGAACAUUUUCACUUCGCACCUGCUCAACGGACUAGGACGAGAAGGUUUCGUGACUCUUUGUGAUCUUUUUCCUCCUUGAUAUCAUUGUUCUUUUUUUUGUGGAAGGUGGGCAUAGUUGGGGGUUACAAGAUCCUAUUCCAGACCUCUGAGGGGUGGGGGGUGGGGGGCUAGAGCAAUAAGAGGCUGGCAGACAAGACGGGACAGACGCAGGCAUGGCUCGCCUCAACUGGUGCCUGGCUGCCGUCAUCAGCUGGGGCAAGUUCCUCUUCGCCUGCUUCUUUCCUCUGCGGGGGGCCAAACGAAACAAGCCCGACGAGCUGGAGGGCGUCCACACGCACACCUUUAAGCUGAAGCCAUUCAAGAAGGCCAAGAGUUGUGAUAUAUGCAAGCAGGCCAUCACCAAGGAGGGCCUCAUCUGCAAAGCGUGCCGGUUGUCCUGCCACAAGAAAUGUGAAGUGAAGGUCACCACAUCAUGUCAAACAAAUACCAGCUAUGAGCCGCCUCCCACUCCUCAGCUGCCAUUAAAGCAUGUAGAUACACCGGGAUCUGCGAGGUCCUGCAAGAGCGUGGAGAUAAGGCGAAAGCAGUCGCGGAGUCAGAGUGUGGUUCAGGCCAUGGAGGAGAGCUAUGAGGUCGACCUGGUCUACAUCACAGAGAGAAUCAUCUCUGUCUCUUUUCCCGCUGGGGCCGAGGAGCAAAGCUACAACACCAACCUCAAAGAGGUGGCGACAAUGCUGCGGUCAAAACAUGGCGAGCACUAUCUGGUGCUCAACCUGAGCGAAGGACAGAGCGACUUAACAAAGUUAAACCAUAAGGUUCUUGAGUUUGGCUGGCCGGACCACCAUGCGCCAGCACUGGAUAAGAUCUGCAGCAUGUGCAAGGCCAUUGACACGUGGCUCAAUGGAGACACACGCAAUGUGGUGGUACUGCACAAUAAGGGGAACCGAGGUCGAACGGGUGUUGUGGUGGCUGCUUACAUGCAUUACAGCAACAUAUCUGCAAGUGCUGACCAGGCACUGGACAGGUUUGCAAUGAGGCGCUUCUAUGAAGACAAAGCACUUCCUGUGGGUCAGCCAUCACAGAGGAGGUAUGUGCGAUACUUCAACGGCCUUCUGUCAGGACACAUAAAAAUCAACAACAAGCCUCUGUUCCUGCAUCACGUCAUCAUGCACGGCAUACCUAACUUUGAGUCCAAAGGAGGUUGCCGUCCUUUCCUGAAAAUCUACCAGGCAAUGCAACCAGUCUACACGUCAGGAAUAUACAAUGUGCAAGGGGACAGCAACACCAGUAUCUGUAUCACCAUUGAACCUGGACUGCUUCUUAAGGGAGACAUCCUGCUCAAGUGUUACCACAAGAGAUACAGAAGCCCAACCAGAGAUGUUGUGUUCAGGGUGCAGUUCCAUACUUGUGCCAUCCAUGAUCUUGGGGUGGUUUUUGGGAAGAGUGAGCUGGACGAGACCUUCAAAGAUGAGAGGUUUCCAGAGUAUGGGAAGGUGGAGUUCGUGUUCUCAUACGGACCGGAGAAAAUCAAAGGCCUGAGUCACUUGGAGAAUGGGCCGAGUGUUUCAGUGGACUACAACACCCAGGACCCUCUGAUCCGCUGGGACUCAUAUGAGAGUUUCAGCCAUCGCUGUGAGGAAGCUGCAGAUGCUGACCACGAUGUUGUUCAUACCCAGGGCCCACUUGAUGGAAGUCUUUAUGCCCAAAUCCGGAAAAAAGACUCCCUGGAGGGAGUUGUCACUGUCAAUGGCCUCCCAGUCCGUGAAAACCCCUUGACUAACGAGAACCCAUUGCAGCACACCAACCAUCCCCUGCAAACUACUGACCACACCCUUCCUGUGGCAGGCCACACUUCCCUCCCUGCUGUCGACCAUACCCUGUCUGUGAGCAGUGACUCAGGCAAUUCUACCGCAUCGAUCAAGACUGAUCGCACAGAUGAGCAAAGCCAGUCUGUGCAGAGUGCUGUGAGCCACAACAAUCCAACAGCAACUCACCCACCACUCAGUCCGCAAGAAAAAAGAGAGCUCGACCAACUUCUGAGUGGCCUUGAGGCACCAACUAAGCGGCAAGCCUACCUGCCUACAUCUACCUGUCCAGGAGGAGGAGUACGACACUUAGUUCCUGCACAGGUGCAUGUCAACGGGAGCCACACCAGGUUAGUGGGCGCUCCUUCAACAGAGGAGCGUGAGACAGACAUUCUCGACGACGAGCUGCCUAAUAGUCAAGAGGGCAACAGUGUGGACAGUUUGGGCACCAUCUCAUCCCUUGAGGGCCAAGCAACACCAGCUGACUUGUACUACCAAUCACAGACUCCUGUCAGUGGCCAGAACGACGAGCCGUACCUUGAUAGAAGCGAGAUGCCGGUGCAUGGAGUACGAACUCCUACAGCGAUGCAAGAGAGAUCCGUGGACUCACCAUCGCCACAGGGGGGUUACAACAAUUAUCAAAAUGGAGGAGGGAUGUAUCGUUCACAGUCCUUUGGGAACCCACCUGCCAGCAGCCCUGAGACCACCCCAAAACUUAUGCCCAGGGCCCCUGAGAGGAGCACCAGUAGCCGGGAUGCUGUACAACGAGGUCUCAGUGCCUGGCAUCAGCAUAGCCUACCAGACGAUCCAUUUGGUCCUCCUCUUCAGUCAACCCAUAGCUUGCCCCACUUUCCCACCUCAGCUUCACAGCGUGACAUUGAGCAGUCAAUCGAGGCACUAAAUAUGCUGAUGCUUGACCUAGACCCAAUCAACUCUCACAUGUCUAAGUCCCACAGUGCGCCCCCUGGUGAGAACAGCCUCAAUUCAUCCCAGGUGCCAUUCUCCCAGACCCUGGCCAGGCCAUCAUACCAAGCAGACUCUGCUAUCCAUGGCUACAACAGCUCUGGAUCAAUUGGCGACGGCAUUCAUCAGCCCCAUCGCUCAUCUGGGAGAGUCAGCCAGAGCCCAGUUAUGGAGUCUCCAGUGCAUUCUCCCCAGAGGCCCAAUGCUGGCUACCAACACCAAAAUAUCACCCCAACACACACUCCUGAGCCCUACCUCCAUACUCGCCAUGCACCCCUUCAUUACACCACUGAUUCUAAUUUCAAUCAGCAGACCCCAGUGAAGCCCAUGAACUCCCACCCAAGCAGUGGCACUUCACACUCCCCAGAACUGCAGGGCUCGUCUCCAUAUCCAGGCUAUAGUGCCUCAUCUUCACCCCUUCCUACUGUAACUCCACAGCCCAAGGACACAUCUUCUUCAUCGUUGCCCAGAGAACAAGAUGCAGAGGAGGAGACGCUAAACUUGGAAGGCCUGGUAGCACACCGUAUUGCAGAGUACAACGCUCGUAUUCGGGGCAUCAGUGAAAGCAUGACACCACAACAAUCUGACCGCCAUCGCUCCUAUUCCUUCUCUGGAGUUCGUUCCAGAGGGAUGACCCCAGAAGUGACACAGGAGACAGGCAGGCGUCGGACCACGAGUGAGGGACAGUACCAGAGCGGCCAUGAUAGUACGUCAGCAGUUCAUUCACCAGACUUUGCCAACAAUCUUGCUCUCAACCCAGGAGGAAGACCCAGAGAGGGUGCAAUGCACAGCUACCGAGAUACGUUUCAGGACAAUGAAACAGACAGGUUUGCCAACAGUUCCACCUUUGGAGGUGGUGGAGCUCGCUCUCCUCCAGAUUUGAGCAAGACUCCUGUGUCACCGCUGGGAUUGAAGCCUCAUCAGCAGGGUGGAGCAGACGUUCAUUCUAAUACUGGAGAACAAGAUAAUCGAGGUUUUGGCGACUCCAGGGUACAACCCUUGAAUGCUCCCCUCUCCUCCAGCAGUCCCAUCCACAGCACUGAUGGAAGAAGAACUAGUUCUUCAGAUGGCAUCCCGCACAGCCCCGCCUCUAUUCACCCCCACAGACCUGCUUCCCCAGACGGAUCUCAGGUCAACAUUAUGGGCGUCCACACAGUCCCCGGCAGCCCUAACACCCUCCACCGCACAGUGGCCACCAACACUCCUCCGAGCCCUGCACUUCAGAGACGCCUGGGUCAAGCCAGCCCCUUGCUGGGCAGGCACCCACCUCCAUCUGGUGUUCCUUCAAGUCCUCUGAUUGGCCGAAACCCUAAAACAGCAGCUGCCGGUGUGCCACCUAGCCCACUGAUGGGGCGCCGCACGGCAACGAGUGGACACAGUACGCCUGAUGAGCUGGGCGCUGCCUCUCGCCAGGGGGGCAUCCAUCAGCCUGCCACGCCUGCUUUCCCAGUCUCCCCACAGCUACCAGAAAAGCGACACAUGUCCAGUGGAGAUGCAGACAGAAUGGAGAACAAGAACCUGAUGCCAACACCGAUCAGUGUUAGCAGCACGCCUAACCUGUCUGGGACACACACUCUCCCAGACGUCUCCAAGUCUAUAUACGACGGUUAUCCUGACAUCAAGAUGAAUGUCAAGUUUGUCCAGGACACCUCCAAGUACUGGUACAAACCAGACAUCUCCAGAGAGCAAGCCAUCAGUUUGCUGAAGGACAGGGAGCCUGGGGCUUUCGUCAUAAGGGACAGCCACUCUUUCAGAGGGGCCUAUGGUCUGGCCAUGAAGGUGGCCUGCCCACCGCCAACUGUCCAGCAGAACAAAAAAGUUGGUGACAUGACUAACGAGCUAGUGCGGCACUUCCUGAUUGAGACGAACCCCAAAGGUGUCCGCCUGAAGGGCUGUCCCAAUGAACCCUAUUUUGGCUGUCUUUCUGCUUUGGUGUACCAACACUCAAUGACCCCACUGGCUUUGCCAUGCAAACUGAUGAUCCCCACCAAAGACCCAAAUGAAGAGGCACUAGAACUCACCACACCAACUGAUCCAGUUGUUGAACUUCUUAAGCAGGGAGCGGUCCAGAAGGUUCCCGAGGAAGCCCAUGCGUGCAAUGUUCUCUACAUCAACUCUGUGGACAUGGAAUCGCUCACUGGGCCUCAGGCAAUUGCCAAGGCAAUUAGUCAGACGCUGUCAACCAACCCUCUGCCCGCUGCCACCACCGUCCACUUUAAAGUGUCCACACAGGGCAUCACACUCACCGACAGUCAGAGAAAGCUUUUCUUUAGAAGACAUUAUCCAAUAAACACGGUAACCUACUGUGACAUUGAUCCCCAGGACAGAAAAUGGGGCAAAGAAGGAGGCGGCUCAGUGAGGCUUUUUGGAUUUGUGGCAAGGAAACAAGGAAGCACAACAGACAAUGUCAGCCACCUGUUUGCUGAGCUGGACCCAGAUCAGCCCGCCUCCGCCAUCGUCGGCUUUGUCUCUAAAAUGAUGAAGCGAUGAAACCCUUAACGUUCAAAUGGCAGUGGCUGUUUUGCAAUCUUCCCUCAUUGUUGGUGUCCUCUUUGCCAGGGCUGGAUGGAGUCCUUUCUUUCUGUUUUAUGUUGGGUUUUUGUUUUCCUUCUCUGUUUUUUCCUCUCUGCCUUGCUGGUUUGUUUUGAUCUAAUUGAAGUAGUCUCUGUUUGAAGGCUUUGGUGUGGAUCGAAACUGGAGCUAGAGGAUGUGUGAUGCGGAGCUAUGCAUGUGACAAACAUGGAAGCCAUUGGAGGGAGAAGAUUUAUCGACAGGAUAACCUGUGCUUGAAGAACUUAGCUAAAGACUAAAAGAAAAAUGCAAAGUCUAGUCAGGGAACAUAUAAGGAAGUGGAUGUUUCAGGGUUUUUCUGUUGUUCUUGUCGAUUGAUUUACCAAAGGUAGCUGCAAUACAAGUGCGAGAAUGAUGUAGCUGUUAAGCCAUUAUUAUUUCCUCCUUUUAAAAGAUGAAACAUUGAAAAAAAAGAAAUCUGUUUUCUUGAACUCAUCUUCAGGAGUAAAAAAAAAAUGUUGGCCUUGAUGGCUUUUAGCAAAACUGUCUGAAGACAUUAUGCAUGUUAGCUUGAUCUUUAAGCUUGACUCUUCUACCUUCCACAAAAGUCAUUGUGAAAUCCUUAGAGUGGCCAUUUCCAGGUCUGUUAUGUGUCGGAAAGGGCUCUGCAGUGAAACGACUGAUCUAAACUGCACAUAACAGACCAGACUUAAAAAAAAAAAAAAAAGAAAAGGGGAGGGAAAAAAAGGACAAUAAAACAAUGCCACGCUAAGGUCACCGAACUUUGUGUCAGUGCAGCCACUUUUGCAUCACCUCAGCAUCCAGUCCGAGCCUGAUUUCUCUCUCUAAAAACACUAAAAACCUUGCUUCUUGGAUUAUCCACCUGAUAUCGGCAAGCUCGUAAUUGCAUGCCAGACAGAGAGAUUGUUUUAUCUAGAAGGUGGAGCCGCUGAUUCGGGCCAAGACUCUUUCCUCCCAGAGUCACACAGACUUCCUCAUCACCAACUGCUUGCAGUAGUGGACCUGUUGAUAGACGCUGCCACUGAAACACACUGGAAAUCACCAGGGACUGGCCCAAUGACCUGGACCUAUGCACUGUUCUUUAUGCAUGUUGUUGUCCCAAAAUGCACCCCCCCCCCCAUAGUGACAUCCAACAUCACUGAAAUCAUUCUAUGCCAUGUGCUUAAAACUAAAAACCUUUAGACGAGUACUGACGUCGUAUGACUUGUCAAAGACUGCAUGAAAUAGAAACUUUUUUUGUACUCUUCUCAGAGUCCUAAAAACAAACAAAAAAAGGAAGUAGAACAACCCACUGUUGAAGUAGUCACAUGAUGGUGAGAUGCUAUGUUUUUACCUUUGUUUUCAUUUAGUUUUCAGUCCAUUUGGGCCAGGGUUACCUUUCACUGUAUCAAGGACAGUUUUAUGUUCCACGGUGUUGUCAAAAUUUACAUCUGGAUACCAUUUAGUGUUAAAAACAAAGAAAAAAAACACAUGAGAAGUUUCCACACUGUGCGCAAUGCCUGCUUGUUGAACACACGCUCAAUCAUUCACAAUAAGCUAAGGAAAAAAAAUUGAUAUUGAUAUAAAUGUACAUAGAUACUACUUUGAAAGGUGACAUAGCGAAAAAAAGUAUUUAUUUUUGUUGCUUUGGUCCCUCAUGAUUACUCAUAUAUACAUAUAUUGUACAGUCUAGAUAAAGAAGAUUACCUAAUGGGGUGAGAAAAAAAAAAGAUAUAUACUUAUUUUGGCUAAUGAUUUCAAAGUCUGGCGAUUUUGAAAUGCGUUUGAAUAUAUGGUGUACAUUACUUUGUACAUGUAUAUGUUUGUUUUCACCUUGUCAUGUAUUACUCUUUUUUUCUGCCUCUGUUUUUUUUCUUCUUCUUCCCAAACGAGGUGAGGCGCGAAGGAGACAGGUCUGAAAUGUGUAGACAGAAACAUCUGAGUGUGUUUCCUUACAUUUGGAAGGCAAACAUAUCGAAGCUGUUACAUUUAAAUGUGUGAGAAAAAAAGGAGGAGGCCAACCUCGAAUGCAAUAUGAAAACAGCUUUUAUGCAUCCGUGACAGUUACAGUUAUAAUUUUGCCAAAGAUUCAUACGUCUAUGCUAACUCGCUGCAUGCUGCUUCUCAGUUUCCAUUUUUUUUGUGUUUCAUUCAUUUUUCAGUCUAGCUCAGCUUGAGCAGCCAGGUUAUUAUGGGAUGUUCGAUAUUAAAUAAUUGCAAGACAGCAAGACAUUGAGAUGUCUUGCAAUGACAAAAGUAUUUUGGGGGCGGGCAGGCGUUUGUUGUCUCCAAAAUAUAUUUGCUUAAGAUUGAAAAGUCCCACUGUGUCCAUCUCAAAGAACAAUGAAGUUCUGUUCAAUUACCAAAACAUUAAAUUUCAAAUAGACGUCAGUGCUGGAGGUAGAUAAAGUCAGACAUGUCUCAUCGUGAUGCUAAAGCUCUGCACUUGCAGAGUUGUCAGACCUCCAAAGGUGUCCCCCCGCCCCUCCCACCCCACCCUUUGAGAGUCAUUGAUUUAUUUAUUCUUAUUUAUUCUUUCAUUUCCUUACAAAUUUCCAUGUUUCAUUGUCACAGCUUUGCAGUUUUUACAGCGUUAAUGAUUUUAGGAAUGUACGGUGGCGCUUUAUUGAAAGCAAAGAGGUACAGUGCACUUAAAUCAAUGUCAUUUGAAAAGAAAAACUGAAGAAUUAAAUGUUGAAAUACAAUUAAAAAAAAUCUAAACUAUAUUGUACCUGUUGGCUUUGAGUCAAGAGUUACCUUGUUGUUUCAUUGAAAUAAAAAAAAAGAUUCUGUGACCCCUUGUACAGAUGAGACUUGUAUGUUGUAUGAAUGUUCUACUAUGGAUGUGCAAAAGGGUCUCAGAUUUUGUUUACGCUUAUCAUUUACAUUAUGCUGUCAUGGCUUACCUGUUCCUAAGGAAAAAAAAUGAAAUAAAAACAUUAAAGCAAUACAGAUACAUUACGUUAAA
Neolamprologus brichardi is the source of this 8892-nucleotide messenger RNA. RefSeq names its product tensin 1a (gene tns1a). NCBI's taxonomy places the organism in Eukaryota, Metazoa, Chordata, Actinopteri, Cichliformes, Cichlidae. Gene Ontology annotation, cellular component: focal adhesion. The record is from RefSeq and is a predicted model, not a curated record. Gene Ontology annotation, biological process: fibroblast migration. Gene Ontology annotation, molecular function: protein binding.